AUGUGGCAACCGCCACGGCUCGUGAUGAAUCGCUGCAAAGGCAGCAGCACGCAUUCACCCGUUACGGCUGUGAUCCUGCUGUUGCUGCUGCUCGUCCUCUGUGCGCCCGUGUCGGCUCAGGAUGGCAGCCUACGCGCUUCGUUUGAUGUCGAAUGCGCUCUUCUACAGUCGGCCGAGUCGUCCACUGCCGCACUGAGCGCCGCAGAUGUGACUGCCCAAAUGGCCUCGAUUAUUUGCGCGCGCGAGAGCUUGGCCGAUCCUUUCGUGUGGGUGCCAACGGACGGCUUGCAGAAUACGCUGAAUGUGUACAUGUCCAUUCUCCCCGACAAACUUCUCAACAGUGUAGUGGAAACAUCAUCUUCCACCAGCUGCACACUCGUCACAUCCAUCUCUGAAGGCGUACUGGACACGAGGAGUAUGACCAAAAAUGUGUACUUCACGAACGCAGAUCCUGCAACGGAGAUGUUGGCGUUGCUGUCGUAUGUAAUGGUCAACGGAGCCCCUCCAAAAAUUGGCUUCGUAUACACGAGCGCGGCGGAAGGGAAAAACAGUGCCGGCGCUACGGUGUACCAAGAGUUUUUGAGGCGCAUGGACGAGCUUGCCUACACUGGCACUCUCGUAACGUAUGAGGUGACCCGGGCCCACGAUAGCGCAAAGUUCGCGACGUUUUUGAAAAAUUUUGUGGAUGGUGACUCUGCCGUAUUCUUUUUUCUCCCUGCUGGCAGCGAAACAAACAGCAUGUUUCUGGAGCUUAUCAAGAGAUCCAGCGACCUCAAAGUCCUGAUGCCUUCGUGGCUAAUCCGUACCGCCACCUCCCAGUACCUUGCUGCAACGCGCCCAAAGACCUCUCCUAGCAACAUAAUUGUGUCCUCCACGAACCCGCACCCCGAAGACAACAACUUUGAAAAGUCCAUGUAUCAGUUCAGAAAAGACUACGGAAAAAACAACCCACCACUGGCCCCAAACAGUGCGGAUGGAAUAGAAGCUGUCGCGGGCUGGAUCACUGCGCGGGCAACCGUGGCGACGCUGCAGCUCCACACUCUUUGGAUCGAGUUGCCAACUCAGAAACUCUAUUUCGACGGACUGUUCAAGCAGCGCGUCUACACCAUCGGUGAUGAUAUUGUUCUUGGAGCGUACAGCAACUCGUGCAACGUUGGCGGUCGCAUGGUGCUCUUGUACUCCUUAAUAAAUAUGAAUAGUGGAGAACCCAGCGCGUACUACGGACUGAUGUCUCUAUCUGAUGCGAAUCUGAUGCUGAAGCCAUGGGAGUGCCACGCGGCGGAUGUCGCAUUAAACAUCAGCAGGAUGGUGCGGACGGUUUACGUGAAGUAUCACAACAUUGGCGAAAAUACCAACUACAUGACCAUGCAAAUGGAUGGCAUGAUUUCAGCCGCAAUGGUCUCAACCCCCUUCACCAAAGACACCAUUGGACCCUUGGACAGUUUAGCUGGUACUGCCUGGAAAGCAGCUCUCGACAGCUCGUCAACCAUAGCCGUUAUAGGGGCCGCCUCCGUAGGCGUUGACAAGAGCCCCGUGGAGAAGGUUUUGGUAGACCCUGUAUUUCUGCAGCCGACUCUUUACCAAAAUGCGAGCAACGUCGUCUACCUGACGGCGACUACCGAGCAGCAGUUGGGUGCGGUGGCAGCGUGGGUGGCGAAGUCGGCCGUCGCCCCGGCCUUGUACGCCGUGCUGCGGGACUCCGGUGCCUCAGCGACUGCGAUGCAGAGCACGCUGCAGCGAAUCGCGAAGCAGGCCGGUGUUACCGUGCAAUCCGUAAAAACGCUAGGUGCUGGUGACGAACUGUCGUCGCGAGACCUUCCGAAAUCCGGCCUUCUGUUGCUGACUGGAAUGGUGCAGAAAGACUUAGAUACACUGCAAAAGCACAUGAAAAAGAGCAAGGAUGCACGUGUGAUGCUCCUGUUCGAUGAAGUGACGCAGUGGUACCGUCAAAUCGAAGAAACGGUCGCCAACAGCCCCUCCUUCGGUGAGCACCUGCUUUUUGUGACGAAUCUGCCACCCUGGGUGCCAAAGAAGCAGGACGUGUCGAGGCUGUCUGUGGAGUUUCUCAGAGCUGCCCUUGGGCCAGGCUACCACUCACCAGCGUCGAUGAGAGGCUUCCUCGCGGUGCGCGUGCUCAGCAUGCUGAGCUACAAUGUCGCAAACCCAUCAAUGAGUGCGCUCUUGGAUGCAUUCUAUACGCAACAAGUCCUGCAGAUAAGUGACCUCACACUGGGCCCGUUCAAGCGUACGGGAUGUACUUACUCGCCGAGGAGCAACCAAGUGGAGUGCACGGGCUUCUUAAACGGCGGUGCGGGCGGAAUCUACAUGUGGUCCUACGCGGACAUGGUCGGGGAAACGAAUGGACCGAUCGCUGGGCCAUACGUUGUCGACCUCGUCGGCUACGUCGCAGCCGAUGUUGAGGACAGCAGAAGCUCUGGCGAGACGCCCAGUGGCAGCCCUGGUGAGGUGCACAGCAGCAGCUCAAAGUCCACUAUCAUCGCCGCUGUGGCCGUGGGCGUAGUCACCAUAGCAUCGGUGGUCGCCGCUGUCAUCACCUGCGUCUUAUGCACCCGUAACAGCCGCGACAACCGCAAUGCGCCGAAGGACGAAAACGAACCUGUGACGCUCAUAUUCACCGAUAUCGAGAACAGCACGGCGCUCUGGGCGACAGCGCCGCAGGCCAUGUCGAGUGCGGUGACGCUGCACCACAAGCUGGUUCGCCAGCUGAUUAUCAAGUACAGGUGCUACGAGGUCAAGACGAUCGGCGAUUCCUUCAUGAUUGCAUGCAAACAGCCGUUUACCGCCGUGCAACUUGCGCGAGACAUACAGGUGGAACUCCACCAGGCUGACUGGGGCUCGACGGCAAUCGACGACGCCUACAAGUUGAUUGGAAAACCCAGCGGUGGCACUGACUCCGGCGAGAGCGGGCUGAGCCCGUGGAGUGGCCUACGUGUUCGUGCUGGUGUCCAUAGUGGUCUGGCGGAGGUGCGCUUCGACACUGUGACCAAAGGCUACGAUUACUACGGCAACGUCGUCAAUAUAGCCGCGCGCACGGAGAGCGUCAGCUGUGGUGGACAGGUGAUCUGCACCUCGAGCGUGGUGGGAGCCCUCACGGAGGAGGAGCAGGGUACGGUGGAGUUUGUGGCCCUUGGUCCGCACCGGUUACACGGGGUUGAGGAAUCAAUAGAGAUUUACGAACUGCGCACCGUGCCCGGACGCGUCUUCCCUUCAAAGGAAAGCGGGGUCAGCGCGAAUCCGUUGGCGUCGCUCUCCGCGGGCGCCAACGCCGACAGCGAUUCCAAGGUAGAGGAGGACAAUCUGAUGGUGAUGCAGGAGGAUACCUUCACCGAGGUGGCGACGGGUGUCGAACCUGUCGCCGAAGUGCUGGAAGUGUACUUCAGCGCCUACACGGAGCAUCAGAAGAUCAAGUUCCUCCAGAAGACGUGCAAAUGCUUUUGCUUGCCUAAUCCUCCGCGUCGGAUGUUCGCGUCCAACGAUGCUUACCUCAACUCCUUGAUGCUGACGGUGGCCACCCGCACAUCGGCCGUGAUCAACUUCCGCCACAAGAAGCUGGAGAGUGACACGCUUCGCUCAGAGACAGAAGCCCAGGCCGACGCCCCGGCAUUAGAGUUGGUGACUCACCGAGAUGCAGCAGGGGAGGUGCGCCGGCAGAGUAGCGUCUUCUUCAGCGGCGUGGACUCGCCGGUUUCAGGGGAGUUGAAGCGGCGGCGCAGCGUUAUGACUGACCGCUCUGGGGCGAGUCUGCCGAAACACGGUAAUUCGGAUAGCACUAUGAUGUUGGUGCUGGACAACGGCGAGCUUCUGACGUUAUGCAACAGCGCCGGGCCAAGUUUCACUGAGAAGUCGCCGGAGGUCAGUGAGGCGACAGAAGUAUACCAGAACGGCGCCCCAAGCAUCAGGGGCGAUGAGGUGAGCCCCUGCUUUGAGGGUGGUAACGGGCUGCUCUUCCGCAUCAUCGACAAAGCGACGAAGCGUUGGGCUUUCUACAAUGACACCAUCGACUUCGUCAUGCAUGUCUACUUCUCUGUCGGCCGCACAAGCGCGGUGAAGUGGGGCCCGGGCGUUGCUGGAAAAGUCACGCAAGCGGAGGAAACAGGUCGAUACGAGGGUGAACUGAUCGUGCCGCCCCUUGCAACGGAAGUGCUCAUGACGGGACGCGUUAACGGCUAUACCAUGCGGUACUGCGCGACGCCGUCCGGCGACGGUGAAUAG
Molecule: messenger RNA, 4233 nt
Organism: Leishmania mexicana MHOM/GT/2001/U1103
Lineage: Eukaryota; Euglenozoa; Kinetoplastea; Trypanosomatida; Trypanosomatidae
Product: receptor-type adenylate cyclase a-like protein
Exons: 1
Coding region: 1-4233 (1410 amino acids)
Biological process (GO): intracellular signal transduction; cyclic nucleotide biosynthetic process
Source: RefSeq, a predicted model, not a curated record